AUGUCAAAUCAUUCACAACGAGAGCUUAACCCCACCAAUUCUCAGGUUUUGGAUUCUUCGCUUCCUUCUGAGCCACCCGAUAUUGGAAACUGGUUCUCUAGCUAUGUUUACGAGUCUCCAGAAUUGAAUAAUCGUGAUGAUUUUGAAGAUUAUGAUGGUCCUAAAUCCAGAAUAAAUUAUAUUGCAAAUGGAAAGGAAGGUAAAUUGAUUGACAAUGGGAUGGUGGGAAAAUGUAUUAAUUCUGGAGAUAUGGGAUCUUCUUAUGGCUUCAGUAAAUGUGAUGGAUCAGAAGAUUCUGAAUCAGAGGUUUUACGUUCUCUAGACUCGGCUUCCCUUCUUACUGAGCCACCCGGUAUUCAGAAUUGGUACUCAAGCUAUGCAUAUGAAUCUCUGGAAUUAAAUACUUUAGAAGGUUUCAAAGACUGUGAUGGAUCCAGAGUAAAUGAUUCUGCAAAUGAAAAAGAUAUCAACUUAAGUGAAAAUGGAUCGGAUGGUAAACAAAAUCAUGCUUUUAUUGCUGGAGAGAAGGGGUCUUCUUAUGUCUUCACUAAGAGAAAUGACCCCCGUGAAUUUUCUGAUUUUAAAUCUGCAGCAGAGAUCUCGGUAUCUUCAGAUACACAAUCAAUUUUUUCAGAGCCUCCGAACAUUAAGAAUUGGUUCUCGAGCUAUGUGUACGAAUCCUCACCGACAAAUGAUACUAGUUUUACAACUUCUGAUUUUGAAGAAAGGGAAGUUAAUGGAAAGGUAUAUGUAGCUGAAAUAGACAACAGCAAAAUGGAAGAUGAACCUAGGAAUUUCACUGAAGUUGGAAAAUCAAGUGAUUUGUUAAACCAGAGAAGAAUAUCAGCUGUGAUUGUUAAUUGCAACAGCUUGGUUAAAGAGGAAGAGCAUGACCAGCGGCCUAUCAGCGAGGAUGGCCGUCAAGCUGCUGGGAAGCUAAGUUUAUCCGUACUGAAAGACUUGACUUCUGGAAGGAUACCUCAAGAAAUCUCGCGACCAAAGAGACAGCAGAAUCAUGAUAAAGAUUUAAUGGAAGUAAGUAGAAAAUAUGAUGGAGAUUAUAGUGGAAAGUCAGAUUGCCAAAGUUCGGACACGAAAUUAAAUUCUGAAAAUCAGGAUGGAAAAUCUCUUCAGAAGUUGAUUGAGAGGAAGGAUUGCUCUGAGAUUAGCCCUAAAGAGAAACAUCUUCAAGUGGACUGUGAAAGUGUGCAACCUAGCACCUUGAGUUUGACUAUACUCGAACAAAAAUCCAUGAAAAAGCUGGCUGAAAAAAAUGGAAAAGAAAAUAUUGAGGGAACCGAGUUUGCAGAAAAUGGUUUCAUUUCAACGAGAAAGAGCAAAAGCAGUGAAACGAAUAGAGAGAAUAUUGAAAGGCCACAUAGAAUCCAACCAAAGUCUUUGAGAAGUGGGGUAACAUUUUCACAUAACCGGAAUGAGGAUGCUAAGACAACAAGAAAGGUUCUGUGUGAGACGACAAAUUUUCAACAGUAUCCUAAUGCAAUAGAAACUAAAGGAAAAUGGCGUUGUCCUCAGAAGAACAAACCAGAGCUUGGGCCUCCUUUGAAGCAGCUUAGACUAGAGCAAUGGAUUCGUCCAAGUUAA
Molecule: messenger RNA, 1602 nt
Organism: Fraxinus pennsylvanica
Lineage: Eukaryota; Viridiplantae; Streptophyta; Magnoliopsida; Lamiales; Oleaceae
Source: the annotation of a GenBank genome assembly